Cinara cedri is the source of this 246-nucleotide messenger RNA. The record is from the annotation of a GenBank genome assembly. NCBI's taxonomy places the organism in Eukaryota, Metazoa, Arthropoda, Insecta, Hemiptera, Aphididae.
AUGCAGACCGAUAGUGAUUUCGAAUCUGGUAAUUUAUUCAACAACAGCGUCUUGGAUUUAGAAUGCAGUCAGGUUUUUCGGCCCACACAAGCAUUAUGCGAUUUUUUGGAAAAAACGGAAGCCGAACUAAAGAACGACAAAAAAAAAAAAAAAGAGGUCUAUCCCGGUAAUGACGAACCAAGCCAACGUCGGGAUAGAACGGAACGUGAAUUAAACACGGCUAAAUUUGAAAUUUCAUUGUAUUAA